Molecule: messenger RNA, 1964 nt
Organism: Corvus hawaiiensis (hawaiian crow)
Lineage: Eukaryota; Metazoa; Chordata; Aves; Passeriformes; Corvidae
Product: RAS guanyl-releasing protein 2-like
Exons: 16
Coding region: 51-1769 (572 amino acids)
Biological process (GO): Ras protein signal transduction; positive regulation of GTPase activity
Cellular component (GO): plasma membrane
Molecular function (GO): guanyl-nucleotide exchange factor activity
Source: RefSeq, a predicted model, not a curated record
CGUCCUCCCCGCCACCGCCGCGGCCGCCGGAGCAGUUUUGGGGUCCCACCAUGAGCAGCUCCCUGGACCUGGACCAAGCCCCCACCCUGGACGAGCUUCUGAGGGGCUGCGUCGAUGCCUUCGACGCGCAGGGGAAGGUUCGGGACCCCCAACUCGUCCGACUCUUCCUGGCGACACAUCCCUGGUACCUGCCCCAGGCGGAGGUGGCCGGGAAGCUGCUGACCCUGGUGCAGGAGUCGGGGGGCUCGGCCGAGGGUCCCUCCCUGCGCCUCAAGAUCGGCCACUUGGUGCGGUACUGGGUCCGGGCGUUCCCGCAGGAGCUCUCGGGGGACCCCCAGGUUUUGGGGCGACUCCGGGAAUUGGGGGCGGCGCUUGGGGGGGGACCCCGAGACCCCCCUCGGCCUCGAGAGCCUCUCUGUGACAUCCGCGCCUUCGCGCGCUCCGCGGGCACCUCGAGCUCCCCCGCUCUCCGCCGCUUGGUGGCGCUGUCCAACGGCCUCUCGCGCUGGGUGCAGCUGCGCGUGCUGCGCCCCCUGGCGGCCCCGCAGCGCGCGGCGGCGCUGGGGCAGUGCCUGCACCUGGCACAGAGCCUCCUGGAGCUCCGCAACUUCAACUCCCUCCUGGCCGUGGUCGGGGGGGCUCGGCCACGGCUCCCAUCGCGCGCCUGCGCCGGACCCCUCGCUCUGCUGACCCCCCCCCCUCAUCCAGCUGUGGGCACAGCUGGCCGAGGCCCGUGGGCUCGGGGGGGAACUACCGGGGCUACCGGCGCUGCUGGGGGGCGCGGGGAGCGCAGGGGGGUUCCGGGUGCCGGCGCUCGGUGUCCACCUGCGGGACCUGGUGGUCGCUGGAGGCAGGCGCUGCCGGACUGGGGGGGCCCGGGACGCCCCCACCCCAACAAACUGCGGGCCCGCUUUGCCCUGCAAGGGGCGCUGCUGGCGGGGCGCGAGCAGGGACCCCCCGGCACCCCCCACCCCGACCUGCUCCGGCUGCUGGAGGUGUCGCUGGCGCUCGGGCCCAGCGAGGAGCAGCUCCACCAGAUGUCGCUGCAGCGCGAAGCCCCGCGAGAGCGCCCCCGUGAGGCCGGGGGGAGCGGGGGGGGAACGGGGGGCGAGUGUGGAAAGGGGGGGGGCGGGGGGGCCCCCCCCGGAGCUGCCCCCCCGCCCUCCCCCCCGAGCGCUGGGUGCUGCCCGAGCCCCCCCGGCCCGACCCCGCGGGGCUGCGACCCCGCCUCGAGCAGCUCGUGGAGUCCAUUUUCCGGAACUUCGACGUGGACGGGGGACGGGCGGAUCUCGGUGGAGGAAUUUGGGAUCGUGCGGGAAAACUUCCCCCCACCUGCCCCCCUGGGCGAGCUGGACACCGACAUGGACGGGGGACUCAGCCGGGGGGAGGUUCUGGAUUAUUUUCCUGCGCUGCAGCCAAGGACCCCCCCCCGGGACCCCCCCCACAACUUCCGGGGGCUGAGGGGGCUGCGCGCGGGCCCCUGUGAGACCUGUGGGAAACUGAUUUGGGGUCUGCACAAGGAUGGGCUGGAGUGCAGCGGCUGCGGCCUGCGCUGUCACAUCGCGUGUCGGGAGCGGCUGCGCCCCGAGUGUCGCCGGCGUGCCCAGAGCGUCGCCGCUGCCCCCCCGGACCCCCCCGGAUCCCCCAAAGCCCGGCCCCGCUCCUUCAGCCUCUCCCUGCCCUGGCCCCGCCGGCCCUCGCUGCGCCCCACAGAGCCCCCCGAGGAGGUGCAGGAACUGGAGGAUGGAGUUUUUGACACCCACCUGUGACAGCGUCCCGGAGGCUCUGGCCCCCCCUCGACCCCACCUGACCCCGGCCCCCCCUCACCCCACGGAUUUUGGGGUGGCUUUGGGGGGGCGCAAACACCUCGGUCCCCCCCCCCCCCCACAGGGGGUGUUUGGGGGGGGGUGGGGGGGGGGGGGGCUCUGCUUGUCCCGUGGGAAUAAACUCCAUGUUCGUGUGUC